Messenger RNA from Symbiodinium necroappetens, 1109 nucleotides. NCBI's taxonomy places the organism in Eukaryota, Dinophyceae, Suessiales, Symbiodiniaceae. The record is from the annotation of a GenBank genome assembly.
GAGGAAUUGGAGCUGCUCCAGGCGCGGCAGAAGGUCCGUGAACUUCGUGGAGCUCCGCUUGCAUCUACCGAUGAUGGUGGAGGAGAUCCGGUGGAAGGAGGCACUUGGGGGGAGCAGACCAACCGGGAGCAUCUGCCAGGGCCAGCACCAAGGCGGGCACGAAUUCGGAAGGUGGCAUCUAACUGUAAUGAAGUUGUGGAUGCCCUUAAUUGGAUGGCCGGGACUCAUCAUGAUGAUCUACGAGGCUCGCCCAGUCCGAUGCAAGCUCAGGCUAUGAUGCGUGUGGAAGGUCUGGUCCGAGACCAGAAGCCCAGUGGCGUCGUGGCAAAACCGGAGGAAGCACUUCGUUCGCUUCUCCGUGGAGGCACUCCGUAUGACUGGAAGCCUUCAAACGAGACUCUUGCCUCUUACCAAGCCGACCUCGUCUCCAUUCCUGAUGAUGUUAGCGGGUGCCCUCUACUUUUUGAUGUGCUUCCGCAUGACGACUGUCGGUACCUGGAGGAGCAAUCAGAGCUGAUGCUUGCUGAAUUUGCUGGUGCAGAAGAGGGCAUAGAACCUUACUGGGAUCCCGCCUUGAGGUACAAUAAGAAGAUGUACAACAAUCUGGUCCAGCGCCUUCAUAAGAUCGGGUAUUUCCAAUACACCACACAGCCGAGGAUGAUCACCGAUGCUCGGUUGGCCAAUCUUUGCUUCAAGGCGGCUCCGGGGGUUUCGUUGAUGACCGCUGAGUCCUUUGGUCGCUUCGAGGUUGAGUUUGAUGAAGAAAUCUUCGCGAGUCCCGAGAUGAUCUCAAAGCUGACCGCUUUCAUCGGGUUGAAUGAUGUUAAGGACUGCUUUCAUAGAUUGCGUGUUCCUCUAUGGCUGGCUCGGUACUUUGCUUGGGAGGCUGUCCCGGCCAAGACGGUGGGAUUGGAGAACACGUAUGUGGAUGGGAAGUUCGUGGGGCCCGGCUACUACACGAUCGCAGCGAGCCUCUGGUUUUACAUGUGGGACAGGUACUUGUCGGCCAUCUCACUUUCUGUGGACUUAUGCAUGCUUUGGCCAUCCAUCAUGGAAGAGCUCAGGGCCUUCAAGGGCAUUUUGUUCAUGUUGGUCCAGGAUUGGUGGAG